GAACCCGGAAGAGAUUUGCAGUGCAAUCGUUACAGCAGAUCAGCUGAUACAUCUCCAAAAUAAUAUCAACAAGGGGAGAAAAAUCCCCAUGAGAGAUUGAAACAGAUCCCCAGUAGCUAGUACAACUUUUUGAUUUAUUUAUUGCGUAUCUUUCUUUCAUCGUCGCCACCAUGAACGUGACGCUUGCGGUGAAGCAGUACAUUUCCAAAAUGAUCGAGAACAGCGGCCCUGGGAUGAAGGUGUUGCUUAUGGAUAAAGAGACGACCAGCAUCGUGAGUGUGGUGUACACCCAGUCUGAGAUCCUGCAGAAGGAGGUUUACCUGUUUGAGCGGAUCGACUCUCAGAAUAGAGAUAGCAUGAAGCACCUUAAAGCCAUCUGCUUCCUUCGUCCCACCAAGGAGAACGUAGAGCACCUCAUCCAAGAGCUACGAAGACCAAAGUACAGUGUCUACUUCAUCUACUUCAGUAAUGUGAUUAGCAAGAGUGAGAUUAAAGCUCUGGCUGAGGCCGAUGAACAGGAAGUGGUUGCUGAAGUGCAGGAGUUUUAUGGAGACUUCAUCGCUGUCAAUCCUCACGUUUUCUCCCUCAACUUGCAUGGAGUGGCCAGGGGCCGGGGCUGGGAGCCCUCCAUGCUGUCUCGCUGCACUCAGGGUCUGACCUCCGUCCUGCUUGCUCUGAAGAAAUGUCCAAUGAUCCGCUACCAGCUGUCCUCGGAUAUGUCCAAACGCCUCGCAGAAAGCGUCAAGCAAAUCAUUACAAAGGAAUACGAGCUUUUUGACUUCAGAAAGACUGAAGUUCCUCCUCUGCUUCUGAUCCUCGACCGCAGUGAUGACGCCAUCACACCGCUGCUUAACCAGUGGACGUACCAGGCGAUGGUUCACGAGUUGCUGGGUCUGAACAACAACAGGAUCGACUUGUCCAGAGUUCCAGGAGUCAGUAAAGACCUGAGAGAGGUGGUGCUGUCUGCUGAGAACGACGAGUUCUACGCUAAUAACUUGUACCUGAACUUUGGGGAGAUCGGCACCAACAUCAAAAACCUGAUGGAAGAUUUCCAGAAGAAGAAACCUAAAGAGCAACAGAAGCUGGAGUCGAUCUCCGACAUGAAGGCAUUUGUAGAUAACUACCCUCAGUUCAAGAAGAUGUCGGGCACCGUGUCCAAACAUGUGACUGUGGUGGGGGAGCUGUCCCGGCUGGUGUCAGAGCGGCAGCUGAUGGAGGUGUCGGAGGUGGAGCAGGACCUGGCCUGUCAGAACGACCACUCCAACGCUCAGCAGAACGUCCGAAGGAUGCUGCAGAAUCCCCGGGUGGCGGAGGUGGACGCCGUCCGCCUUGUCAUGCUCUACGCUUUGAGAUACGAGCGCCACAGCAGCAGCAUCCUGCCGUCUCUGAUGGAGGAGCUGAGCAAGAGGGGAGUGUCCGAACGCCACCGCAGGAUGGUUCAGUCUGUGGUUGAAUACGGCGGGAAGAGAAUCAGAGGAAGUGACCUCAUCACGCCGACAGAUGCCGUGGCCAUCACCAAACAGUUCUUCAAAGGACUCAAGGGUGUGGAGAACGUAUACACUCAGCAUCGACCUCUACUGCACGACACGCUCGAUCAGCUGAUUAAAGGAAGACUCAAAGACAGCCAGUUCCCUUACCUUGGACCUAGCAGCCUCAGAGACAGGCCUCAGGACAUCGUGGUGUUUCUGAUCGGUGGGGCCACGUAUGAAGAAGCUCUGGCUGUUUACAACCUGAACCGCAACACGCCCGGUGUCCGCAUUGUCCUGGGGGGGAGCAGCAUCCACAACACAAAGAGUUUCCUGGAGGAAGUGAUGCUGUCCACAGGACACAGCGGCGGCAGUGACAGAGCGCAGGGGAGUGUUCGCCACGGCUACAGACGCUGAACACCGUCCCUUCUCUUCUCCUUCUUCACUUUCAUUCCCUCAGUUUAUGUCCAUGUCUCUAAGCCUAAAGGAGCAAUUCAACAUUUCUCUGAAGCAUCUGACCAUCAGACGGGGACACAGAAGUGUUUCUGUUCAAAAGAAGGACGCGGUCAGAAUAUCAGGAAUGCAGUUUGAUAUGAGAACAUCACAGAAAUGCAAACAGCUGUAUUUGACUGUUCAGACUGAGCUGAGUGAUAUUUAACAUGUAAUUUGCCACAAUGUUGUUUUGUGCACCAAAGGCUGUAACAAUUCUCUAAAUUCCCAAAGUGCAUUAAUGAGGCACUUUGGGUGAGUCAGUUCGGCUUAUAAAAGAAAUUGAAUAAGAUCCAGAUGGCAGCUGGUCGAUUUUCUUACAGCUGCAAACUGGUUACACAAACGUACCAUUCAUGACAUCAACACCCCAGUUUCUGCUGCUUUGAGGGAUAACUCUACUAAAACGCUGUUUCAAUGGAGUGUUUUACAGCCUGACAAACCAAAAAUGUUCUCAAAUUACAUCCAGAAAGAGUCUGAUCCACUGUUUUUCUUACUGGUGUCACUAACACUGUUGGAUCUGUGAAUAUUCCGUGUGCCCCAUAUAAGUGUCUGUGUGGCUGAAUGUGAAAAGGUUCAUAUUAAAAUACCAAUAAGAUACAAUAAGGAUAUAUUAGGCUUUUUUCGUUUGUUUGUUUAAUUAAAACUGUACCUUGAUUUGAUGUUAUUAUUUGUUGUUUGUUUUGUUUCCAGGAUUCAAACCGUGCUGUGGGGAUGCAGUGCUACCCACCACAACCUUUUUUAUAACUCAGAUGAACCCAUUAAAACACAGCUUAUCUGAAGAAAAAUAAAUAAACGAAUAAAACUUGGAUCCGUGGCAUAAGAAUGGCUUACAUUGCAAAUCUGUCUUGACAAAUUCAUUUGACUUGCAGCUUUUAGUUUGACUGAGAUGGGCUUGUUUCACAGCUUCCCAAGUCUUCUGUUAGUCCAUCAGUUUUUACAUUAUUGCUCAUAAUAAAUGACACAAACUUGAAGAUUAACGAUGUAAUUCCUGUCUGACAAGGCUUAACAUUUAGACCUGUUGGGGUAAGAUUCCCUUGAAGACUUGCCGCCAAUGUUGGUAAGUUGAAUUUAAAUAUGUAAAUAUACCAAAUACUACAAGCUUAAUAUGUG
Molecule: messenger RNA, 3065 nt
Organism: Menidia menidia (Atlantic silverside)
Lineage: Eukaryota; Metazoa; Chordata; Actinopteri; Atheriniformes; Atherinopsidae
Source: the annotation of a GenBank genome assembly